Messenger RNA from Aspergillus luchuensis, 498 nucleotides. RefSeq lists its product as uncharacterized. The transcript has a single exon. The record is from RefSeq and is a predicted model, not a curated record. Bases 1 to 498 code for a protein of 165 amino acids. Lineage: Eukaryota; Fungi; Ascomycota; Eurotiomycetes; Eurotiales; Aspergillaceae.
AUGCUCCUCCAACUCCUCCUGAUAACCAUGCUUCUAAACCCAUUUCGACCAUGUGAGGGCUCUCCGACUUUCCAAGAGGAAUACCGGAGUGGUAGCUUUGUACCAGAAGUGAUUGAAACCUCUCUGGGCCGUCGAAUUGUGGCGCCAGAUACUCCUUACGUGGCUGCAGCCGGUCGUAACGCCUUAUACUUCAUCGACACCCGGUUUGACCCUGAGACGGCGCAGCAUAUUAAACUCCAAAUUGAAAAGGCCUCCGUGCCGCAACCGGACGAAUACAUUGCUAUUGACGAGAUUGAGGCCACGGCCGAAAUCAAGAACAGCGUGACCGGGGAAACAACCUUCGUGUUUGAUCCUGUAUAUGCUCGGCUGCUGUUCGCUAGGGGCAUUAAUCGACAUAAUCCGGAUAUCCAAUUGCCGGAGUAUGAGCCGGCUGGUGAUUGGUUGGUGGUAUAUGACUUGGAUGAUAUUGUGAACAGGAAGGGUGUGAGGAAGGGUUGA